AAACCAGCCAGGCAGCAAAUCGAAGGAGGAGAAGCUGUCCUAGGUGCCUCAGCUCAGCUCCACACUCUGCCAUGGGGGUCCCCAGAGCCAUUCUGCUCUGCUUCUUUGUGGCUGUGCUCUGCCUGACAGGGUCCAGAGCCCUGCAGUGCUACAGCUUUGAGCACACCUAUUUCGGCCCCUUUGACCUCAGUGCCAUGAAGCUCCCCAGCAUCUUCUGUCCCUAUGGAUGCUCUGAGGCCAUCCUGUCCCUGGACACUGGGUAUCGCGCCCCGGUGACCAUGGUGCAGAAGGGCUGCUGGACGGGCCCGCCUACGGGCCAGAUGCAGUCCAACCAGGACGCGCUGCCGCCCGACUUCUCGGUGGUGCGCGGCUGCGCGUCUGACUGGUGCAACGCCAACUUCGUUACCCACGACUCCAUCCCCAACCUGAGCCAAGCACCCGACCCACAGACGCUCAGCGGCACUGAAUGCUACGCUUGCGUGGGGGUCCUCCCGGAGGACUGCGCCCCCGAAAAGUCCCGACGGGUCCAGUGUCACCAGGGCCAAAAUGUCUGCUUCCAGGGCAAUGGCAGAAUGGCAAUCGGCAACUUCUCAGUCCCUGUGUACAUCAGAACCUGCCACCGACCCUCCUGCACCACUGCGGGCACCACAAGCCCCUGGACAGACAUCGACCUCCAGGGUUCCUGCUGUGAGGGGAACCUCUGCAACCGGGAUUCAGUGACCCAGUCCUUCACCACCGCCUCAGCCACCGUCCCUUCCCUGGCGCCCCAGGUCAUGGCGCUGCUCCUCACCGUUCUGCUGGCAGGGCUUUCUGUAUAGACUGCCCCUCCAGGAGACUGGGAGGCAGGGUCGCACACGCUUCAGGCCUUUCUCCUCCACUCUUCAGCUCCUACCCAUUUUACUAGAAAAUGACGUCAAAACAAGUGUUGCGCUCCUGUCCCUCUGGUUCUCCAUCUGCCUCUUACUCCUACUUCCUGACCAUCACCCUUCCCCUCCCUAGUCAGCAGGCCUGGAAAAAACUGGACACAGUCACUAGCAUCCCGGGAUAAAGAGAAACAGAUGCAUUCUGCUCCACAUGAAGAGCAAUUCUUUUUUUUUUUUUUUUUUUUUUGGCAGAGUCUCUUUUUUUUGUCGCCCUGGGUAGAGUGCUAUGGCAUCAUAGCUAAUAGCAAUCUCAAACUCUUGGGCUUGAGCAAUCUUCUUGCUUCAGCCUCCCAAGUAGCUGGGACUACAGGCACCCAACACAACGCCUGGCUAAUUUUUUCUACUUUUAGUAGAGACGGGGGUCUCACUCUUGCUCAGGGUGGUUGAAGAGCAAUUCUAACAAGAACUGUUACUCGCUGAGCACCAGCCAGGCAGCAGGCAGCCCAGCAGGACUCCCUGUGCUCUCCCUCCGGAUCCUGAUUAUGGCUCUAGGAGGCCGCUAGGGGGGCGUCUUUACCGGUAUAUUAUUAAUAUCACUGGAGGCACCAAAAGCAGAAUAUGCUAACACAUGCCCAGACUCUGGAGCUGUACUGAGUGGACUUUAAUCCCAGCUCUCCUAUUCAGCCUGUAGGUGACCACAGGCAAGUUAUUUAAGCUCUCUGUGCCUGUGUUUCUUUACCUAUAAAGUGGAGGAGAAAACAAACUCUAUAACAAGAAGGCCUGCUUCACAGAGGUUGGGAAUGAGGAUUUAAUGAGAUGAACCUAUGGUACCUGAGACACAGCAGUCGCCCAGUGUAGUGAGCUAUUGUCAUAAGCCUCAAGUCACAUAUGGACGAAGUGAGAGCCAAAGGCCCUUGCUUGCGCUCAUGCAUCUAGUAAGUGGAGAAUCCAGAGUCCGAUUCCCAGCCCCACAAACUGCUAGGCAACCCCACCUCCCAAACACAAGAGUGUUGAUGUGUUUGACAGAAAAAACACAUGAGGCAAAGCUGAGUUGUGUGAAAUUCUCCAACCUGAGGAAGUCAGGGAAGACUUUGUCGAGGAUGUAAACUUAGAGCAAAGUGAAAAAAGAAGUAAGAAGGGCAUUCUAGGUGGAGGAGAUGGCACAAAGGUCUGAGGUAGGAAGGAAGACAGGAGAUACAGGACACUUACAUGAGCACAUGAACUUCAUACAAAUGGGAUCCUACAGCAUGUCCUCUGGGCACAUCCACAAUGUCCCUUCAUAUCCUUUCUGCCAUAUGAUCUUCCCAACAACCCAGUGAGGCGAGCAAAGGAGUGAGUGCAUGUUGCAAUGGUCUGAAUGGUUGUGUCACCUCAAACACAGUAUUUUGAAACCUUAUCACCAAGGUGAUGGUGCUAGGGCUGGGGCUUUUAGGAGGUGGUUAGAUCAUGAGGGUAGAGCCCUCAUAAGUGAGUCUCUUAUAAAAGAGACCCUAGAAAGCUGCCUUGCCCUCCCACCAAGUGAGCACACAGCUAACGGUGCCAUCUAUAAGCCAGAAAGCAGGUCCUCACCAGACAUCAAAUCUGCUGGUGCCUUAUUUGUGGACUUCCCAGCCUCCAGAAGUGUCAGAAAUAAAUUUCUGCUGUUUAUAA
This is a messenger RNA of Nycticebus coucang (slow loris), 2513 nucleotides long. It is a transcript of the gene LYPD5, whose product is annotated as LY6/PLAUR domain containing 5. The transcript is spliced from 5 exons. Gene Ontology annotation, cellular component: plasma membrane. The record is from RefSeq and is a predicted model, not a curated record. The coding region runs from base 72 to 818 and encodes 248 amino acids. Lineage: Eukaryota; Metazoa; Chordata; Mammalia; Primates; Lorisidae.